This is a messenger RNA of Didymodactylos carnosus, 549 nucleotides long. NCBI's taxonomy places the organism in Eukaryota, Metazoa, Rotifera, Eurotatoria, Philodinida, Philodinidae. The record is from the annotation of a GenBank genome assembly.
AUGUCGAAAAGGAAUGAGGAGCGUGAAGUACUCACAUCGAUUUACGAUGGUGACACAAAUUUUUCGGCUGUAAAUGAUACAACAUACCAGUACAAAUUUGUAUUGAAUGAUACACAAUUUUAUCUUGUUGAAAUUCAAUGGCCAAAUGAUUAUCCAAAUAUUAUUCCAAAUAUAAAUCUUGAUUUAUUCAGUAAUCGAAUGCUUACAAAUGAAUUCAAAACAAAAUUGAAAGAAAAACUGCUAAGAGAAGCCAGCGAACUUAUCGGAACACCAAUGACGUAUACAUUAUUUGAAAUGGUAAAAGAAUUUCAAUUUGAUGGUGAUAUGUUUCAAACCAGUAUGGUGAAUGCUAACACCAUAUCUACAUCAAACUCAGCAGUAAAAACCGAACCGAAUCCAACAAUAAAAAAAGAACAAUUGAGUAAAGCGCAAAAAAGACGACAAUGGGAUAAAAAUAUAGUGGGCGAAGAUGGACAAAAACCUAGAGGUUGGAAUUGGGUUGAUAUUGUUAAACAUCUCUCACAAACUGGUGGGAAAUUAGAAACAUAA